Letharia lupina is the source of this 618-nucleotide messenger RNA. RefSeq lists its product as uncharacterized. The transcript has 3 exons. NCBI's taxonomy places the organism in Eukaryota, Fungi, Ascomycota, Lecanoromycetes, Lecanorales, Parmeliaceae. The coding region runs from base 1 to 618 and encodes 205 amino acids. The record is from RefSeq and is a predicted model, not a curated record.
AUGCUAUUCAUCCUCCUGUUGUUCUUUGCCCUGGCGGCACUUGCAGCUCCCUUCGACCCGCUCCUCGACUUGGACACCAUCAAAAACCUCACAGCGACAAAUCGCUGCUCCAGCUCGCAAGACUGGCAAGCCUACGCCUUCCUCGUCGAAGAUUGCUUCACCGCCAUCCAGCGCGUCUACCUCGAACAGGUUCUCCAAAAACCUGACGAAAUCUACGAAUUCAUCGCCCCAGGCUCCUACCCCCAAACAAGGAAGCCAUGGGUGCGGACGCCGAUGCAGUACACCACGAACUCCUGUACCCUCUCCAUCGUAAUGCUCAACUGGUUCGGACCCCGAGAACCAUUGCCCGGCCGAGGACCCAGAGGCUACGAGCCGUCCGACACAGCCACCUUUAAAGACAUAUACGGCGCAGCACGCGUCGUUGAACGAGACUGCCUGCUACCCACUCGACGACCCGGGUGGGAUGUCGUUGGCGCCAAAUCCAGCAUCGGCGUCUUCCUCUGGGCGACCGACUCGGUCAUCAACGACCGAGUCACCGGGCAAGAAAGCCUUAUCCAUAGCUCGCCCAACGCGUCGUCGUCGUCGAACAAUGCCAACAACAUCGACUCAACCGAAUGA